GCAACAAGCCUAGCUUACAUAUAUAGCCAUCAGUGGUCAGUGGUGUGAUCAGUUGGAAUCUAGCUAGCUAGAAGGUAUAGAGAUAUUAGUGAUGGCCCCGGCCUUUCUCUCCGACGAGCUCGCCGUCACGGUGUUGGCGGAGAGGCUGUAGAAGGUGUUCAUGGACGCGUCCGCCAUGCCCAAGGUCUGUGCCGGCUUCGUCGACGACAUUGUGGUUGAGGGGAAUGGCGGUCCAGGCACCAUCUACACCAUGAAGCUUAACCCCGAUGCGGGAGUCGGGAAUACAUACAAGACCCGAGUGGCGGUGUGUGACAAUGCAGCACGCGUGCUAAAGUCAGAGGUGCUGGAGGCAGAAAGCAAGGUGGGCAAGCUCAAGUCGCACUCGACGGAGACGAAGCUGGAGGGCACCGGCGAUGGCUCCUGCGUGGCCAAGCUCAAGGUGGAGUACGAGCUCGCCGACGGCAGCUCGCUGUCGCCGGAGCAGGAGAAGACGAUGGUCGACGGCUACUUCGGCAUGCUCAAGAUGAUGGAGGCGUACCUCGCCGCUCACCCUGCCGAAUUCGCCUGAAAACUGUCUCAACCAACACAAUCCAUGGCUGAUAAUUAAAUAAUGCGAGCUCCAAUUUUCUCGUGGCGUUUGAUUUUUUUGAGAGCAGUUAAUAAUUUGUGAUAUUGUGUUGUAUGUGCCUAGCUAGCUAUGUAUGCCGUACGUACGAGCAUGUACUUUUACUUCGAUAAUGAAUAAAGAGACAAACAUCUGAACAUGUGUUGUGGUUGAA
Messenger RNA from Oryza sativa Japonica Group (Japanese rice), 779 nucleotides. RefSeq names its product major pollen allergen Bet v 1-G. Gene Ontology annotation, cellular component: cytoplasm; nucleus. Lineage: Eukaryota; Viridiplantae; Streptophyta; Magnoliopsida; Poales; Poaceae. The record is from RefSeq and is a predicted model, not a curated record. Gene Ontology annotation, molecular function: protein phosphatase inhibitor activity; signaling receptor activity; abscisic acid binding. Gene Ontology annotation, biological process: abscisic acid-activated signaling pathway; defense response.